AUGGCUAAAGUGCUUCAGUCAGGUCUAUAUUGGCCCACACUGUUCAAAGAUGCCCAAUACAUAGUCAAGGAGUGUGACAGAUGUCAAAGAACGGGGAAUAUUUCUAAGAGAAAUCAAAUGCCGCAAAACGCUAUGCUGGAAGUUGAAUUUUUUCAUGUAUGGGGAAUAGACUUCAUGGGGUCGUUUCCAUCUUCACGUGGAAAGAAUUAUAUCUUGGUAGCAGUGGACUACACAUCAAAGUGGGUGGAAGCGGUGGCAUUGCCCACCAAUGAUUCUAAAGUGGUAUCCAACAGGCAGAUAAAACAAAUACUGGAAAAGACUGUAUGGGCAUCUCGAAAACACUGGGAAGUGAAGUUGGAAGAUGCACUAUGGGCAUAUAGAACGACAUUUAAAACGCCCAUAGGUAUGUCUCCCUAUCAGUUAGUUUAUAGUAAAGCUUGUCACUUGCCACUAGAGUUGGAGCACAAAGCAUUCUGGGCAUCCAAAUUCUUAAAUUAUGAUCGUGUCAAAGCUGGUGAAUCCCGAAUUCUUCAGCUCCACGAGUUAGAAGAGUUUAGGAAUCAAGCCUAUGAGAAUGCCAAACUCUAUAAGGAGAAGACAAAAAAUGGCACGAUCAGAAGCUACAGAGAAAGGAGUUUGUCAAGGGACAACUGGUGCUCUUGUUCAAUUCCAGGAUAA
This is a messenger RNA of Lathyrus oleraceus (garden pea), 678 nucleotides long. RefSeq lists its product as uncharacterized. The transcript has a single exon. Lineage: Eukaryota; Viridiplantae; Streptophyta; Magnoliopsida; Fabales; Fabaceae. Gene Ontology annotation, molecular function: nucleic acid binding. The coding region runs from base 1 to 678 and encodes 225 amino acids. The record is from RefSeq and is a predicted model, not a curated record.